AGAGCGAGACGCGAAACGUAACGUUUUUGAAAUAUAAAAUAAGGUUUUAGUUUUAGUGAAUAAAGUUUAAGUGAAAAUAAGUUAUUUACUUAAGUGAUUUUUGGUGUGUGUUUUGUUAGAAAUAUUGUAAGUUAAGUGCAGCAUAAGAAUUGCGAAGAUUAACAGUGAAAAGAAUCCAAAAAAUAUAUUUAUUGAAAUAGGUACUUAAACAGAAAUCUGAGUUUUAAGAAGGCAGUAUUUAAAAGACUAUUCUUGGUUAUACUUUACAGACAAAAACGGAAUUUAAUAUCAACAGAAGCACAAAUUAUUAGUGUCUUUAAUGUUUUAUUAAACUAUAGGGGUUUUCAGUUAAGUAUGUACUUCUGGCCUUCCGAUGAUGUUUUCCAAGACAAUAAAUGUCUUUAACAUAAAAGUGACUAUACUGACGACUAUAGCCUAAUUGGGGUAGUCAGAGGUACAUCCAUCGCAAAAUGAACUAAGUACUCCUUAUCAAGCUUUAGAACAAACACAUUUAUUACUACUAUUUAUAUAGACAGGUCGAAACAGGACCUACACCCCACGUAUAAUUAGAAAUAGCAAUAAAAUUGCAUUAAGAAAGCAAACGCACGUAACCGUUGCAAAAUAAAUUGAUAGUUAGUUUUAAGAACUGCAGAGAAACCCUCAUAAAACGAAGGGGUCACAAAAAUGCACAAUGCUUGAGUUAUCACCAACAAUAAUGACGCAAACCACCAGCGCUUAACGGUUACGCUUUGCAAACACCCCAAAGGAACUAUGGUCAAAGACUCCAAGAUAUAAAUUUAUAGCUAAUAAGUCUUAGGGGAACCAUUACGCUUACAAGAUGGACUCGCCAAAAAUUGUCUACAAAUACUAUUCCAACCCCGCUUUCUGCGGCCAGAGUGAACAAAGAUGCAGGACCCAAAGAAUGACACCCAUAGGAGCGUCGCCACGAAAAAACGUAGAAAUCUCAACCAGAAUCCACCGAACGGACAUCUCGGAUAAUCCUCUAAGGCUACUGAGAGAUGAGCCACCGGCAUUACCACCGAAACCAGCUAAAUACCUGAACAGAAGUUUCCAAAGACAGUCGUCUUUGAUUUGUAAACCGACCAGGAGUGUCGUGCGGUCGAGAACUAGGAGUGAGGACUUAGAAAUGGCACAGUUCAAAAGGGACAGACGCUCGAAGUACGAUAGGAACGCUGAAAGCGACGAUGGACUCGAAGACUCCAGACUAAAACACAGAUACGAAGUCAUAAGAGACGACUUUGAUGACUUGGUGGAUUAUUCACCGACGAAAAAAAGGAUAGUACAAGCAGAAUCGCACGAAGUGUUAGAAUACAACGUUGAUGGCCCAGACGACAACGAACUGAAAGAAAUACCCACGGAAAUAGUCAAAACUGUAAACGGAAAGAUGCAUAGAUACGCAAUAGUGGCGACAGAAGACGAAGAACCAAGGAAAUGCAACGUAACCUUCACGUCUCCGGCGAUGUCGAAGAAGAACUUAAUAGCGACGCAGAAACUGCACGAGUUGCUAUCAACGCCAAGAAAACUCAAGAGUUACGCCAGCCAGCCGUCAGUGAGGAUCACUCCAAACAAGUCAAUAGACAGUCCAAGGCAUCAUACCCCAAGGAGCAUCAUAUCCAGCACUCCUCACGUGACUCCAUCGAAGUCUUGUGCUAAUCUGUCAAUAGCAAGACAAACUUCGCCGAUUUCGCCAAAAGCUCAGAAGAACUUAAACUAUGGUUUGCCAGAAGGCUUUGAGAGGCAUGACGUGUUUGUGACGAGCUUCAGAACGGAGAAGGACAGGAGUUUUGAGGAAGUAGAGAGGAAAGAAAGUAAGAGGGACAGAAGUAAGAAGACCACUGCAGUUAUUUCGCCGAGAGUGGCAUCCCCCCCCUCAGAAGCCAACACGGACGAGACAUACAAGUCUCUGUCCAACCUGAAGGCGGUCAACUCCGCGACUGCCUCUCUCACCAUCGCAGCCCUGAUGCUUACGCUGUGCGGAGGUCUAACUACUGGCCUGAGCUUCUACAUGAUGUACUCUAUGGGUCGCCGCUACUACUUAGAUUUCGGCGUCUUGUCUGGGUUCACGUGUUUCUUGCUCGGUCUGCUGGGGUUCAGGUCGCGAAGACAGCAGCUGUUGCCCAACAGGAACUUCAUAUCUGGGUACAUAGUCCUCUCAUCAUUCUCCCUGCUCAGCGCGUUCGGGCUACUGAUCCUGCUGUCAGUUCAGCCGAAGCCAGGGACCCCCCUGAAUGACAUCACAUCCGGAGCAGUGUGCGGGGUCAGCAUACUAUGUCUUUGUCUGGCCACGAUGGGAGUGCUGGCUAGUUACUGCUGUGCGCGGGACCCACCUGAUAAUAGAGUGGGGACAGUAAGAUGGUAUUAGCACCGGGUGAAAGCCAUAGAAUAAGAAAUAACAUACUUACAUACAUAAACUCACGCCUAUUUCCCACCGGGGUAAGCAGGUCUCUGCUGAACCAAACAUUUUUGAUCCAAACAUGAAUUCGACAACAAAUUCGACAAUCAUUGGUUAUACAUUGUUUUAAGUUUACGCGGUUAAUGGCCCCGAUUCCUGCAGACACCGCCUAAUUUUAAGUUAUAUCCGUCAUUUUCAUAUCCGUCGAAAAGGAAAGGGACGGAUGAUUCACAGCUCUUAAUUUUAGGAAGAAUGAGUAAAUGAAUGAAUAACCCGGACGAAUCAAAAGGUACGUCGCUGGUAUGCAAUCCGUUUGACGUGCUGUCUACUUAACUGUGUCGGGUUAUUGAAGGAUGUAAAAUUUUUAGACGGUUGGUUUAGAUUUGUGCUUAAAAUUGACGUGUGUUCCAUUAAUUUUAUGUUUGUCGAUUACCCGUCCCUUUCCUUUUCGGCGGAUAAGAAAAUGACAGAUAUAACUUAAAAUAAAAUUAGAUGGUAUUUACAGGAAUUAGCACCAUUAUCAUAAUUAAAGCACAUAAUAACGGGUUCUUACCGCGUUUAAAUAGGGAUAUGAGACUCCCGAUAUUUCGACACUGUUGCAAGUGCCAUGAUCACGGGAUGACUGAUGAAAAAAUAAUAUGAAAGUUCGUCACCAAACUUGACAUUUUGAUAUUCACCCACCCACUCCUAACUUAACCUAUCGUAUGUAUUAAAAAAAUGAGCUUUUUAAUUUAUAAUAUUUUAUUGUAAGUUAAUUUUACCAAAGUUUGUAUUCUUACUAAACGGAACAAUUGUUUUUUGUAAUUUAAUUUGGAAAUCUGUUGCGAAAAAUAAAGUCU
This is a messenger RNA of Pectinophora gossypiella (pink bollworm), 3252 nucleotides long. RefSeq lists its product as uncharacterized. The record is from RefSeq and is a predicted model, not a curated record. Bases 839 to 2383 code for a protein of 514 amino acids. NCBI's taxonomy places the organism in Eukaryota, Metazoa, Arthropoda, Insecta, Lepidoptera, Gelechiidae. The transcript has 4 exons.